AUGGCAAAUAAAAUACUAGAUCCAAUCUUUAGAUUAUACGAUCCGAUUCGUUAUUCGUUUAACAAGAAAAAAGAGGAUUAUAUUAUCAUCUCACCGACUGUUGGUUCUAAAUCCCAAUUGAAUGAUGGUGGUAGAAUUACCUUCGAAAUAAAUUCAUUAUCGAAUUGGUUGCUUCUUUCAUAUGCUUAUUUCAGAUGCGAUUUCAAAAUUAAAGAUGGAACUCAGAAUCAAGUUCCACAAACUAAUACAACGUUAGAAAACAAUUUCUUUCCAUCUUUAUUUAGCGAGAUGGUUUUGGAAGCUGGUUCAAAUCCGAUAGAAACAAUUAAACACCCUGGGGAAUUCGACACAAUGUUGAAAACAGUUUUAUAUCCUAAAGACUUCGAUUCAGUCUCAGGUUGGAUACCCGAUGUUGGUGAUGGAAGUGUUUUAAAAGAACCGAUAAGAAAUGUUGCAAAUGAUGCUGAUUUAGAUAGAGUGAGAGUUGUUGCUCGAAACACGAUAGAAAGAGUAGCAUGA
Molecule: messenger RNA, 519 nt
Organism: Lottia gigantea (owl limpet)
Lineage: Eukaryota; Metazoa; Mollusca; Gastropoda; Lottiidae
Exons: 1
Coding region: 1-519 (172 amino acids)
Source: RefSeq, a predicted model, not a curated record